This is a messenger RNA of Candoia aspera, 2377 nucleotides long. RefSeq names its product ADP ribosylation factor 3 (gene ARF3). The record is from RefSeq and is a predicted model, not a curated record. Gene Ontology annotation, molecular function: GTP binding; GTPase activity. Gene Ontology annotation, cellular component: plasma membrane; cytoplasm. Gene Ontology annotation, biological process: intracellular protein transport; vesicle-mediated transport. The transcript has 5 exons. Bases 169 to 714 code for a protein of 181 amino acids. Lineage: Eukaryota; Metazoa; Chordata; Lepidosauria; Squamata; Candoiidae.
GCUGCUGCUACCGCCGCCGCCGCCGCCGCCGCUUCCGGCUGGAAGGGGACUCAGAGUGCAGAGUCAGCUGGGCAGCAGGAGGCGGAGGCGCGCGCGCAGGAGCAGGACUUGUCCUUUGACACCAGCUGGACAGAAGAAGCCAAGUCCUGCACUGUUGAACUUGCUGCCAUGGGGAACAUAUUUGGCAACUUGCUGAAGAGCCUGAUUGGCAAAAAAGAGAUGCGAAUCCUUAUGGUGGGUCUUGAUGCUGCUGGGAAAACCACCAUCCUCUACAAACUCAAACUGGGAGAGAUCGUCACCACUAUCCCUACUAUUGGGUUCAACGUUGAGACGGUUGAGUACAAGAACAUCAGCUUCACUGUAUGGGACGUCGGUGGCCAGGACAAGAUACGGCCCCUCUGGCGACACUACUUUCAGAAUACCCAGGGUCUGAUCUUUGUAGUGGACAGCAAUGAUCGGGAACGAGUAAAUGAGGCACGUGAGGAACUGAUGAGAAUGCUGGCAGAGGAUGAGCUGCGAGAUGCCGUUCUCCUUGUCUUUGCUAACAAGCAGGACCUUCCCAAUGCCAUGAACGCAGCAGAAAUCACGGACAAGCUGGGCCUGCAUUCACUGCGCCAUCGCAACUGGUACAUCCAGGCCACCUGCGCCACCAGUGGAGAUGGCCUCUACGAAGGCUUAGAUUGGCUGGCCAACCAGCUGAAGAACAAGAAAUGAGUGCAGGAGGGGGGUGGGCUAAGCCCUUCACUGUUGGUUCCAUUUUGGGUUGAUCCCCUCCCUCCGGUCCUCUUGUCACACCCUUCCUUCCCUGUUGGGUUUGCUUUUCUUGCCGGCACCGGUUGCUGUUGGGGGGAGGGGGGGGUGGGAGGGGGGAGGGUUGGGGCUAACUUUUGAUUUCUCUCUCUCUCUCUCUCUCUCUCUCUCUCUCUCUCUCUCUCUCAUGUUCUGGCUCUGCCAGGAUUUUUUGCACGGUCUCUGUGUGUGCGCGUGCGUGUGUGAUAAAUAUAUAUAUAGAGAUAAUAAAAUAUAUGGGUGUGGUGGGAGGGUUGGGACAAGUGGGAGUUGGAUGCCAAUUCUGUGGCCUUUCUUUCUUUCUUUCUUUCUUUCUUUCUUUCUUUCUUUCUUUCUUUCUUUCUUUCCCCCCUAUCUUUUAGUUGGAUCAAUUUUUGUAUUUUUGGUGGUCUGUGAAACUUGGCUCUCUUUGUUUGGAGGUGACCAAUACUCGUCAGUGGCAGCUGCUUCUUGCUUUUGUGUGCUGUUGGUGCAGGUUGGUGGAAAAUCCCACAGUCAUGAGGCCAGGAAAUAAGGGAGGUGGUGUGUAGCCUCCAUAUGCGCAGGGGCUGAAGGAGACAAGGAAGGAAGGAUCAGGGGUGGGGGGGCAGGACUUUAGAUUCCCCAGAGUACAGUAUGUAUUCUCCCUGUCCUGUCUAUAUUAGCUGGCUCCCCCUGUUGGCAUUAAUGAGAUUGCAGUCAUAUUGAAUGUCCUACUCUGUUUCUUGCGCCCUCUCUAUCAUCCUGUUAACAAUCCUCUUAGUGACUCAUGCAGUGAGCUCUAUUAUGCUGCUGAUGAGCUGAAUCAUUUGCAUUCCAACCUCUUAGACCAAUUGGCGCUGGAGCCCUGAAUAAUGUCCCCUAAGCCACGCAAAUUCCUUUUUCUCUUUACUUCUCCUCACCCCCUCCCCAAAGAGGAUCAGCAUUGAUAGGUUGCUGCAGUAGAUUUGGGACCAGUGGCUGUCAAGAGCUACCUGUGUGGAUGUUAAUGCCCCACCUGGUUACCUGGCCUGGACUUUCCAUCCAAGGGAUGUAUGCACACAUGCAAGAGCAUCCCAGCUGCUAGAUGUUUCCACCAACCAACUUGCUGUUUUCUCCCCUUGGAAGCUGCAAAGGAGGGAGCUUUCUCAUUGCUGCCCUGUUGCAUGAUAUGACCCCAGUGGACCUCCCUCCCUCCCUCCACUGCCCUUGGACCUGUAUUCUGGCCCAUGAACGUUUCUUUUUCCCAUGCUGGGGGGAGUGGCCGAGUCGCUUUUCUCCCUUGUUAAUUUUGGGGAGUAAUGAUUGUAUUAGGGUCAAACCCAGGUCACUGCAUGUAACUUUCGGGUGACUCCCUGCCUCUGGACAGUGUUGGUACUAUGUAUUCCCCUCCUCGCUCCUGGCAAAUGUGUAUUUAUUCCUCUUUUGCUCUCCCUUUGCCACUUCCCCCUCAAAACUUCAGCUCCUUUUGCUUGGUGUAAAGUGGUUUCAUUUUCCCUUAGUUCUGAUUUCUUCAUACUAUGGGCCAUGGCGACCUGUUUGUGUUUUUCUUGCCUCCCCCCUUCUUUGAACAGUUGGAUGCACCACAGCCUCUGUGCACUCCCAUUGGAUAUUAAACUCGUUUUAUGUA